This is a messenger RNA of Plasmodium vinckei vinckei, 3117 nucleotides long. RefSeq names its product 2-oxoglutarate dehydrogenase E1 component, putative. The record is from RefSeq and is a predicted model, not a curated record. Lineage: Eukaryota; Apicomplexa; Aconoidasida; Haemosporida; Plasmodiidae. Gene Ontology annotation, cellular component: oxoglutarate dehydrogenase complex; mitochondrion. The transcript is spliced from 2 exons. Gene Ontology annotation, biological process: tricarboxylic acid cycle. Bases 1 to 3117 code for a protein of 1038 amino acids. Gene Ontology annotation, molecular function: oxoglutarate dehydrogenase (succinyl-transferring) activity; thiamine pyrophosphate binding.
AUGAAAAAGAUAUUAUGCCAAAACAACUUAAUGCAAAAAAGUAGAAAAAAUGGAAAUACUAUAAAGAGAUGUAUACAUACAAGUAGUGUAUUAUACAACGAAGGAUUUAACCCAAGUAUGGCUUCAUACUUAGAAAGUGCUUAUCGUCUAUGGAAAAAUGAUCGAAAUACAUUAGACAAAUCAUGGGACCAAUAUUUCACGAAUAUAUGUAAUGGAAUGCCCAAUCAAGGUUUACUAGAUGAAACAAGUAGAAUAAUAUACCAAAAUAGUGAUAGAGAAUAUGGUGAACGACAUAAUAAUCUUCGAAUUACAUAUGUAAAUGAAGAAAUGAUAGAAAAAGGAAAAACAGGAAAUAUAUAUGACAUAGCUAGAGUUGCACAGCUAAUUAGAUGGUAUCAAAAAAAUGGUCAUUUAUAUGCACAAACAAAUCCAUUACCUUUACCAAAUAUAGUACCAUAUACAAGUAUUCAUAAUGGAAAUAAUAAUGAAAAAAAAAUGACUUAUAAAAAUUUUGGAUUUACUGAAGAAGAUUUAAAAAAAGAAUUUUCAUUUGAUUUGCCAUCAAUUACAGGAUUUUCUAGUUAUGGAAAUAAAACAUGCACACUUGAAUGUUUAAUAAAUAAAUUAGAAGAAACAUAUUGUCAAACAAUAGGAUUUGAAUAUAUGCAUAUAUCAGAUGAAAAUAUUGUAAAUUAUAUAAGAAAAAGAAUAGAAAAUGAUAGAACAUACCAUUUUAGUAAUAAUGAAAAAAAAGAAAUAUUAGAAUUUACUGCACGAGCAUUUAUAUUUGAAAAUUAUAUGGCUGCAAAAUUUGCUACAACAAAAAGAUUUGGUGUGGAUGGAUGUGAAACAUUAAUAACAGGUAUGAAGAAGUUAGUCAAAAGAGCAUGUAAAUUAAAUAUUGAUAGUGUAUUGAUGGGUAUGUCUCAUAGGGGUAGACUAAAUGUAUUAUUUAAUGUAUUACAUAAACCUUUAGAACAAAUGAUGUCUGAAUUUCGAGGAAAAACUGGAUUUAGUGAUAAUAUAUGGGGUAAUACUGGUGAUGUAAAAUAUCAUUUAGGUGUUGAAAUUGAUCAUUAUGAUGAAGAGAGUAAUAGAUAUAUACAUCUAGGUAUUGUUGAGAAUUCUUCACAUUUAGAAUCUGUUAAUCCCAUUUUAAUGGGGCAAACUAGAGCCCAACAAUAUUAUUGUAAUGAUAAAGAAAAAAAAAAGGUGUUACCUAUAAUUAUACAUGGUGAUGCAUCUAUAGCUGGACAAGGAAUUGCAUAUGAAACAUUUCAAAUGUCUAAAUUACCAAGUUAUAGUGUUGGUGGUACUAUACAUAUAGUCGUAAAUAAUCAAAUUGGGUUCACAACAUAUCCAGUAGAUGCAAGAUCAGGAAAAUAUUGUACUGAUAUAGGAAAAUGUAUAGAUAUCCCAAUUAUACAUGUAAAUGCAGAUGACCCAGAAGCAGUAACAUAUGUAUUCGAUCUAGCAUUAGAUAUAAGAAAUAAAUUUAAUAUUGAUACAAUUAUUGAUUUAGUAGGAUAUCGAAAAUAUGGUCAUAAUGAAUUAGAUAUGCCUAAAUUUACAAACCCAUUAUUAUAUGAUGUAAUAGCUAGACAUAAAUCUGUUCUUGAUAUUUAUAGUAAAAAAUUAAUAGAUGAAAAUGUAAUAACAUUAAAAGAAUUUGAAGAAAAUAAAAAAAAAAUAUAUGACUAUUAUGAACAAGUAUAUGAACAAUCAAAAAAUUUCGAACCCAAACCUAUGAGUAAAAAAUAUCUUCCACAAUGGGAGCAUAUGGUUAAUCCUCAAAAUUUUUCUCCAUCUAGAAAAACUGGAGUUGAAAAAGAUAUUUUAAUAAAUUUAGGGAAACAAAUAUUUACUAUAAAAAAAAAUUUUAAUCCUCAUCCAAUUAUUGCAAAAUUAUUUAAAAGUCGUAUAACAAGUUUAGAAACAGGAGAUAAUAUUGAUUUUGGAACUGCAGAAUUAUUAGCAUAUGCAACAUUACUUUCUGAUGGUUUUCAUGCUCGUAUAUCUGGUCAAGAUUCACAAAGGGGAACCUUUUCCCAUAGGCAUGCAAUAUUACAUGACCAAACUACUUAUGAAGAAUAUAACAUAUUUGAUUCUUUAAAAACUCCCCAUACAAUAGAAGUUAAUAAUUCAUUAUUGUCAGAAUAUGCUUGUUUGGGAUAUGAAAUUGGUUAUAGUUAUGAACACCCAGAUGCACUAGUUGUUUGGGAAGCACAAUUUGGUGACUUUGCAAAUGGUGCACAAGUUAUGAUAGAUAAUUAUAUUGCAUCUGGUGAAACAAAAUGGAAUAAACAAUCAGGAAUUGUUAUGUUGUUACCCCAUGGAUAUGAUGGACAAGGACCUGAGCAUUCAUCCGCUCGUAUUGAAAGAUUUUUACAAUUAUGUGACGAUAGGGAAGAUAUUGCUAACUAUUCAGUAGAUAAAGAUAAAAAAAUAAUACAGCAACAUAAUAUGCAAGUUAUAAAUUGUACUAAACCUUCAAAUUUAUUUCAUGCAUUAAGGAGACAAAUGCAUAGAGCAUUUCGUAAACCACUUGUUGUUAUAACUCCCAAAAAAAUGUUAAAAAUGAGAAUGGCAUUUGAUAAUAUAAAUAAUUUUUUAACUUCAACUGAAUUUUUACCAUAUUUGGCAGAAGAAUUUGAACAUAAAUUAAAACCAAAAGAAGAAAUAAAAAGAAUUAUUUUAUGUUCAGGACAAGUUUAUUAUGAUUUGUUAAAUUAUAGAGAUACAAAUAAUAUACAAAAUAUUGCUAUAGCUAGAAUUGAACAAUUAUCACCAUUUCCAUUUAAAAGUUUUAUGAACGACCUAAAAAAUUAUCCUAAUUUAAGAGAUGUUAUAUGGGUACAAGAAGAACAUAUGAAUAUGGGCCCAUGGUUUUAUGUUUCAAGGCGUAUUGAAGCAGCUAUUAAACAAUUAAAAAAUGAUAUUCCAUCAUGGAAUAUAGAAAUACCUGAGGUUAAUUAUUCAGGUCGAGAUGUUUAUGCUGCUCAAUCAGCUGGAGAUUUAAAUUUGCAUUUGUAUCAAUUAGAUGAAUUUUUAGUCGAUGCCUUUGAUUUAAAUAAGAAAUAUCACAUGCACGCUCAGAAAUAUAUCAACUCACCAUAA